Messenger RNA from Drosophila ficusphila, 1264 nucleotides. It is a transcript of the gene Boh1, whose product is annotated as zinc finger protein 729. Lineage: Eukaryota; Metazoa; Arthropoda; Insecta; Diptera; Drosophilidae. Bases 117 to 1160 code for a protein of 347 amino acids. The record is from RefSeq and is a predicted model, not a curated record. Gene Ontology annotation, biological process: regulation of transcription by RNA polymerase II. Gene Ontology annotation, molecular function: DNA-binding transcription factor activity, RNA polymerase II-specific; RNA polymerase II transcription regulatory region sequence-specific DNA binding. Gene Ontology annotation, cellular component: nucleus. The transcript has 2 exons.
CAAUAGACCUGGCGGGAAAAUAGCUGACACAGCAGUACUGAAGACAACACAAAUUUAUUUUUUCAGCAAAAAACGCGUUACGGUGAGAGAGCUGUUUAUAAGCUUCCUAUAUUUGAAUGGGGAAAAUGUAUCCUGGAAUCCCGGCAAAGAUAACACCAGCCGGCAGAACGGUAUCCGCUGGCAGCAAUCCUCGCCAAGCCCCCGUCCGCAUAAUCGCGCCCAUAUCAUUGCCUAUCUACGAAUUGCCGGAAUACGUGUGCGUGGAGACCAAGUUGGUGACCAGAAGGUUCGCCAUGGAGAACGAUCUGCCGGUAAAUGGAGUCCAUAAUUCCUUGACGAAUGGUGGGACUCCGGAGGUUCCCGCAAGACCCGUAAUCCAGGAAAAACUCAAUGAAACCACAGGGGAGUUUACGAGCGAAACAUCAGCCCCUAGCCGCGACCGAGCCAUCCAAACGGUGGAGCGGGCCUACAAAGACGUGGGCAUUCAGUGUCGACGGGACUCGGUGGAGUGGAAUCUCCCGGAGGAUCAGCCGAAGAAUAAAGCGGCGGAACCAAAUUCAGCCAGCGAUGAUGCCCGUUUUCUUAACUUUGUCAGUGAGAACACCAGCAUGUUUCCCAACGGAAUGUUGGAGUGCCAGAUCUGCGGGGACAUAGGUAACACCUUGUUGGAACACCAGGCCCACAUGACUGUGCACUUUGGGCCUAGUGCUCUGUGCUUUAGUUGCGGUCAGAAGCUGGACCACGAAAAUCUCAUGAUGCGCCACAAGCUUAGUUGUCCCGCUCUGGCGCCACGGAAGCACUCCAUGCUAUUUAAAUGCCCCCAUCCGCUGUGCAACGCCACGAGUCGCUCGGAGAUGGAGUUGCUCCAGCACAUGACGUAUCACAACGGAAGAAAAUGCUAUAGAUGUCUCCAGUGCAGACAAUUUUUUAAGUCAAUCACCUCCUUUAUAAUCCACCGUAAGCAGGAGCAGAAAUGUUCAAAGGCCAAAGUGCUCACGCUCUUCGGACAACAUAACGGCUUACCCAAGAGCAGAUCAAACCCGAGCCGUUGCUCAGUUUGUUUAAAGCGUUUUAGCAGCGAGAGGGUAUGCCUGCGGCACCGGAGGAAGUGCAUCCUUGCCUAUCUUCAACACUCAGCCAAGACCCUUUUUAAGAAAUAGCUUAUACAAAUUGGUAUUUAUUAGUAUUUAAUAAAGAUCGAUAACAAUAAACCAAGUAGGUCCUACGACGCCUGCACGCCGUGGGCCUUUUUCAAUCCCUGGAA